AUGUUCACAUUCCUCGUUUUGGCUUCCACUGUUGCUUUCGCACAAACUUCUGUCGACUGCGUUGCAUACUAUACAUUGAACCAGGCAAGUCUGGUUGACCCCAGCCAGAUCCAGUACUGUGUUGCGCAAUGCAAUGAAAUGCCGACUGCUGGUACCUGUCCUGAGGGUUCUCCUGUCACCGAUUGUGUGCAGUCCCUGGACGCGUGCAAGUUCGUUCAAGGAGGCGAAGCUGUAGACAACGGCGAGGCUGCAGAAAGUGCACCUACCGAGUCUGGAGAAGCUGGAGAAGCUGUUGAAGGUGGUGAAGUCGCACCUAGUGAAGCUGUUGAAGGUGGUGAAGUCGCACCUAGUGAAGGUGUUGAAGGUGGUGAAGUCGCACCUAGUGAAGGUGUUGAAGGCGGUGAUGUUGUACCUAGCGAAGCGGUUGAGGGGGGUGAGAGCGCACCCGUGGAAGCUAGCGACGCAGUUGAAGGUGACGAUGUGGAGGGGGGAAAUACAGACUGGGAGGUUGUGGAGGGGACUGAUGAAGAGGUCGGCGGAGAUGACGAUGCUCCGAUCAUGCCGAAGACAAGUGGUGAGGCUCUUCGUAUUCUGACCGGGUCUGUUGUUGCUCUACGGCUAAUGAUGAUGCUCUAA
Messenger RNA from Gregarina niphandrodes, 636 nucleotides. RefSeq lists its product as hypothetical. The record is from RefSeq and is a predicted model, not a curated record. The coding region runs from base 1 to 636 and encodes 211 amino acids. The transcript has a single exon. NCBI's taxonomy places the organism in Eukaryota, Apicomplexa, Conoidasida, Eugregarinorida, Gregarinidae.